Halichondria panicea is the source of this 1179-nucleotide messenger RNA. Its product is annotated as procathepsin L-like. The record is from RefSeq and is a predicted model, not a curated record. The coding region runs from base 78 to 1052 and encodes 324 amino acids. NCBI's taxonomy places the organism in Eukaryota, Metazoa, Porifera, Demospongiae, Suberitida, Halichondriidae. Gene Ontology annotation, molecular function: cysteine-type endopeptidase activity. The transcript is spliced from 2 exons. Gene Ontology annotation, cellular component: lysosome.
GAAAGGUCAUCAUGGUUUAGCUUGUAUAAAGCUUGCAUGCAUUCACAUUUGUGAACACUUGAUCUAUUAAGAUAAAUAUGGGUAAAGCACUUUUUCUACUGGCACUUGUGAGCCUGACCGUUGCCCUGGAGAAUCCAGAAGAUUGGCAAGCUUGGAAGAAGGAGCACAACAAGCAGUACAACGAUGUCACGGAGGAGCUGAACAGACUGACCAUCUGGCAAGAGAACAAAGCUUUUGUGGACGCUCAUAAUGCAGCAGCUGACAAGCACGGCUUCACUCUUGAGGUCAACAAGUUCUCCGACCUCACUAACGUUGAAUUCACCAAGACACACAACGGCUAUCAAAUGUCGGACUUCCCUUCCUCUGCUCGUAUGUUUUCUCCAAAUCCUCGUUUCCAGCUGCCUUCAUCUGUCGAUUGGCGAGAGAAAGGCUACGUGACAGAGGUAAAAGAUCAGAGUCAGUGUGGGGGGUGUUGGGCGUUCAGCGCAACAGGUUCUCUGGAGGGACAACACUUCAACAAAACUGGCAAACUAGUCUCAUUGAGUGAACAGAAUUUGAUCGAUUGCUCGUCUAAUUGGACCAAUAAUGGUUGUAAGGGUGGAAACGUAUACAAAGCAUUCCAAUACAUCAAAGACAACGGUGGCAUCGAUACCGAAAAGAGUUAUCCGUACGAAGGGAAAGAUGAAAUAUGCCGAUACAGCAAAAACAACAUUGGAGCAAACUGUACGGGCUAUGUAACUUUGAGGAAGGAAGAUGAAAACGCUUUAGCUGUGGCAUGUGCCUCCAUUGGUCCAAUCUCAGUCAGUAUUGAUGCCAGUAAGCACAGUUUCCAGAGCUACAGUUCCGGUGUGUACUACGAGCCAAUGUGUAACCCUGAUGUACGAGACCAUGCUGUGCUGGUGGUUGGUUACGGGACGGAAAACGGCCAAGACUAUUGGUUGGUUAAGAACAGCUGGGGCAACGACUGGGGGGAGGAGGGAUACAUCAAGAUGGCUAGAAACAAAGAGAACAAUUGUGGCAUAGCUUCUGCAGCUAUCUACCCAACUGUGUGAUAGGAACACACGUCAUUACUUUUGAGGACAAUUUAUUAGUAUUGUAUCAGGAGUACAUGAACUCCUGAUUGCAUGUAUAUUAAUUGUACCAUAAUAGAUGAUUGUGUUAUAUCUUUCUUGAUAAUUA